Messenger RNA from Alternaria atra, 1104 nucleotides. RefSeq lists its product as uncharacterized. Gene Ontology annotation, cellular component: elongator holoenzyme complex. The record is from RefSeq and is a predicted model, not a curated record. The coding region runs from base 1 to 1104 and encodes 367 amino acids. Gene Ontology annotation, biological process: tRNA wobble uridine modification. Lineage: Eukaryota; Fungi; Ascomycota; Dothideomycetes; Pleosporales; Pleosporaceae. The transcript has a single exon.
AUGCCACCCUCGACGCGCAUACCACCGCAGCUACAACCUUAUGUUCAACUACCACGCGACGACUCGGUCCUCUUGUUCACGAGUACACUCGGCGCCAGCGCGAAUUGGCUGCUCAUUCGGUUCCUAUGCAAUGCGUUGAGCACUACCACACCAGAAGAUGGCGGGGAUGAGGGGUACAACGUCGUCUUGGUGUCAUGGAUGAGAGAAUACGACUUCUGGAGGCAGGAAGCUAGGAAAGGAGCAGCUCUAGAUCUGGAGAAGCUGAGGAGGGAGGGACAGUUCGCCUUCAUUGACGGACUGGGUGCUGGUGGAAAUGCGACCGAUGGCAAUACGCCCAGUAGAGACUCACAGACGAAAAUACAGACGACACCACGAGCUGCGGUAGCAAACGCGACACCAGCGCAGAGAGGGCCACAGAUUCUGCCUGCACGAGGGCCGCCCGGACGGGUAGUACCUGCAAGAGGGCCACCUCCAACGGCUCCGGCAGCGGCGGCGACAGCGACAGCGUCUUCAUCAGCUACGAACGCCCCGAACGGGCCUGCGAGUGCAAACAAGAGCGCGCCAGGUCACCAUACACUCAAGAGCCUCGAUAUCGCAGACAUCAAGACGACCAUCUCCACCGCCAUAUCCUCGUUCUCUACCUCUGCCGCUCAACGAAAGACACUCCUCAUCUUCGACAAUCCGGAUCUUCUCCUUGCGCUGAACCCAGCUAUUACGCCCUCUGACUUUACCUCCCUCAUGCUACAGCUUCACACACUACCGAGCGUAUCGCACAUCCUCACGCAUAUACAAGCCGACAACCCACUCCUCAGCCUCUCCACGCCUCCGCAGCCACUCGAAGUGGCGCACCAUAACCUGCUUGUCAAGUGCGCGCAUAUGAGCAGGAGGAUACUCGGCGUGAGGAUAUUAGACACUGGUGUUGCAAGAGACGUGAGCGGUGUGAUACGCGUCACUGAGCAGAGAAGACAAUGGUUCGAUGUGGGCUUUGGUAUCGAAGAGAACCAGGAUGCUGAUGAUAGUGGGAGAGGAAAGGAGUUCUUAUAUCAGGUCAAGAGCGAUGGUAGCGUGAAGGUGUUUGAGCGUGGUGCUGGCGGAGAGGGCUAA